CGCCCCGGUGCUCGCUGGUCGCCGCGCUGCCGUUUCGCCGCCGCCGCCGCCAUGGCCGGGGUCUGACGGCCGGCCGCAGGCCGCACCCGCGCCGCGCUCCGCGGCGGGCCCUGGGCGAUGCCGAGCAGCUCGGACACGGCGCUGGGGGGAGGCGGGGGCCUGAGCUGGGCGGAGAAGAAGUUGGAGGAGCGCCGCAAGCGCCGGCGGUUCCUGUCCCCUCAGCAGCCGCCGCUGCUGCUGCCGCUCCUGCAGCCGCAGCUCCUGCAACCGCCGCCGCCCCCGCCGCCUCUGCUCUUCCUGGCUGCUCCCGGCACGGCCGCCGCCGCAGCCGCCGCCGCCGCGGCCUCCUCCUCCUGCUUCAGCCCCGGGCCCCCGCUGGAGGUCAAGCGGCUGGCGAGAGGCAAGAGGCGCCCGGGAGGGCGGCAGAAGCGGCGCCGCGGGCCCCGUGCCGGGCAGGAGGCGGAGAAGCGUCGCGUCUUCUCGCUGCCCCAGCCGCAGCAGGACGGCGGUGGCGGCGCCAGUAGCGGCGGGGGUGUGACCCCGCUGGUGGAGUACGAGGACGUGAGCUCCCAGUCCGAGCAGGGGCUGCUGCUGGGGGGUGCCAGCGCGGCCGCGGCGGCGACGGCUGCCGGGGGAACGGGCGGCGGCGGCGGGAGCCCGGCCUCGCCGGCGGGCGCCCAGCGGCGCGGGGACGGCCCGGAGCGCCGGGCCCGGCGGGAGCGGCGCGGCAGCAGCGGCCGCAGCAAGGAGCGCCACCGCGAGCACCGGCGGCGGGACGCGCAGCGCGGCGAGGCCGCGGGCCGCGGGCGCCACGGGGCCGACGAGCGCGGCGACGCGGCCAAGAGCGGCAGCAGCAGCAGCAGCGGCGGCCGCCGCAAGAGCGCGUCGGCCACGUCCAGCAGCAGCGGCGGCCGGCGCGACCGCGAGCUCAAGGCGCACCGCAGCCGGACUAAGGCGGCCAAGGAACCGCCGUCGGCCUACAAGGAGCCGCCCAAGGCCUACCGCGAGGACAAGAGCGAGCCCAAGGCCUACCGGCGCCGGCCGCGCUCGCCCAGCCCGCCGGGCGGCCGCGACGACAGCCCCGUGUCGCACCGCGCCUCGCAGGGCCUGCGGGGACGCAAGUCGCCCAGCCCGGUGGGUGGCAGCCCCUACGCGCGGCGCGCGGCGCGCUCGCCCAGCCCCUACAGCCGCCGCCGCUCGCCCAGCUACAGCCGCCACAGCUCGUACGAACGCGGCGGGGACGUGUCCCCCAGCCCCUACAGCAGCAGCAGCUGGCGCCGCUCCCGGAGCCCCUACAGCCCCGUGCUCAGACGAUCUGCCAAAUCCAGAAGCAGAAGCCCAUAUUCAUCUAGACAUUCAAGAUCUCGUAGUAGACAUAGACUGUCUAGAUCCAGAAGUCGCCAUUCUAGCAUUUCUCCUAGCACACUAACACUGAAGAGUAGCCUGGCGGCUGAAUUAAACAAGAAUAAAAAAGCCCGGGCUGCUGAGGCAGCAAGAGCUGCAGAGGCGGCGAAAGCUGCAGAAGCAGCCAAGGCUGCUGAGGCUGCUGCCAAGGCUGCCAAAGCCUCCAGUGCUUCCACGCCCACCAAGGGCAACGCAGAGUCGGGUGGCAGCUCCCAGACCAACCACGUGAAAGAUGUGAAGAAACUCAAAGUUGAGCAUGUACCUUCUCCCUCGAGUGGUGGAACUUUAAAAAAUGACAAGGUGAAAACAAAGCCACCCCUUCAGGUAACAAAGGUGGACAAUAAUCUGAUUGUAGAUAAAGCUACCAAAAAAGCAGUUGUCCUUGGGAAGGAGAGUAAAUCUGCUGCUACAAAGGAGGAACCAAUAUCUCUUAAAGAGAAAACCAAACCACUUACACCAAGCAUAGGCGCCAAGGAGAAGGAGCAACAUGUGGCGUUAGUGACCUCUACAUUACCACCUUUACCUUUACCUCCCAUGCUGCCUGAAGAUAAAGAUGCUGAUAGUUUGCGAGGAAAUAUUUCGGUGAAAGCUGUUAAAAAAGAAGUAGAAAAGAAACUCCGAUGUCUGCUUGCUGAUUUGCCGCUGCCACCUGAGCUCCCAGGAGGAGAUGAGCUCUCCAAGAGCCCAGAGGAAAAGAGAGCAGCAACACAGUCACAUAGUAAACGGAGGCCUAAAAUAUGUGGGCCUCGCUAUGGUGAAAUCAAAGAAAAAGAUAUUGACUGGGGAAAACGCUGCGUGGAUAAAUUUGAUAUCAUCGGAAUUAUUGGCGAAGGUACCUAUGGACAAGUUUACAAGGCCAGGGAUAAAGACACUGGAGAAAUGGUAGCCUUAAAAAAAGUACGUCUAGAUAAUGAAAAGGAAGGCUUUCCAAUUACAGCAAUUAGAGAAAUUAAAAUUCUGCGGCAGCUUACCCACCAGAGUAUUAUUAAUAUGAAGGAAAUAGUGACUGAUAAAGAAGAUGCUUUGGAUUUUAAGAAGGAUAAAGGUGCAUUUUAUCUGGUUUUUGAAUAUAUGGACCAUGAUCUGAUGGGACUUCUGGAAUCAGGCUUGGUUCAUUUUAAUGAAAAUCACAUAAAAUCCUUUAUGAGACAGCUCAUGGAAGGUCUGGAUUACUGUCAUAAGAAGAACUUUUUACAUAGAGAUAUUAAAUGUUCAAAUAUUCUUCUAAAUAAUAGAGGGCAGAUAAAACUUGCAGAUUUUGGACUUGCUCGAUUGUAUAGCUCAGAAGAGAGUCGGCCCUAUACUAACAAGGUGAUCACUUUAUGGUACCGUCCACCUGAACUGCUGUUGGGAGAAGAACGGUAUACACCAGCUAUUGAUGUAUGGAGCUGUGGAUGUAUACUUGGUGAACUCUUCACUAAAAAACCUAUAUUUCAAGCAAAUCAGGAACUUGCACAACUAGAGUUAAUAAGCCGUAUUUGUGGGAGCCCAUGUCCUGCAGUGUGGCCUGAUGUAAUCAAACUACCAUAUUUCAACACCAUGAAACCAAAGAAGCAAUAUCGUCGAAAGUUAAGAGAAGAAUUUGUUUUUAUUCCUGCAGCUGCACUAGACUUAUUUGAUUACAUGCUCGCCUUGGACCCUAGUAAGCGCUGUACUGCCGAACAGGCUCUUCAGUGUGAGUUCCUUCGAGAUGUGGAACCUUCAAAGAUGCCUCCACCAGACCUGCCUUUAUGGCAAGAUUGUCAUGAAUUAUGGAGCAAAAAGCGAAGAAGACAAAAGCAGAUGGGCAUGACUGAUGAUGUUUCCACAAUUAAAGCUCCCAGAAAGGACUUGUCUCUGGGCUUGGAUGACAGCAGGACCAACACACCUCAGGGCGUGCUGCAGUCUUCACAGCUGAAGUCUCAGGGAAGCUCCAACUUAGGACCUGGUGAAAAACAGACCGAUCCAUCAACACCACAACAGGAUUCUUCGAAACCCUUGGGCGGAAUUCAGCCUUCUCAGAGCGUCCAGCCUAAAGUGGAGACUGACGCUGCCCAGGCGGCUGUGCAGAGUGCGUUUGCAGUGCUGUUGACACAGUUGAUAAAGGCUCAGCAGUCAAAGCAGAAAGAUGUGCUGCUAGAAGAGCGGGAAAAUGGGUCAGGACAUGAAACAUCGUUACAACUCCGGCCCCCUCCAGAACCGAGCACUCCUGUAUCAGGGCAAGAUGAACUAGUUCAGCACCAAGAUAUGAGAAUAUUGGAGCUCACACCAGAACCAGAGCGGCCUCGGAUUCUGCCUCCUGAUCAGCGACCCCCGGAACCACCGGAACCACCACCAGUCACUGAGGAAGACCUGGAUUAUCGGACAGAGAACCAGCAUGUCCCCACCACCAGUUCAUUAACUGACCCUCAUGCUGGAGUGAAAGCCGCCCUGUUACAGCUGCUUGCUCAGCAUCAGCCCCAGGAGGAGCCCAAGAGAGAAGGGGGUAUCGAUUACCAAGCCGGAGACACUUACGUGCCCCCUGCAGAUUACAAGGACAAUUUUGGAUCUUCUUUCUCUUCUGCUUCUUACGUUAGCAAUGAUGGUCUAGGAGGUAGCUCUGCUCCACCAUUGGAACGACGUAGCUUCCUUGGAAACUCUGAUGUUCAGUCUUUGGAUAACUACAGUACUACUUCAUCUCAUUCGGGUGGUCCACCUCAGCCUUCUGCCUUUUCCGAGUCAUUUCCCAACUCAGUAGCUGCAUAUGGAGACAUUUACCUCAACACUGCUCCCAUGUUGUUCAGUGGGGACAAGGACCAUAGAUUUGAAUAUAGCCAUGGCCCCAUUGCAGUCCUGGCAAAUAGCAGGGACCCUUCUGCCGGGCCCGAGAGUACUCAUCCUCUGCCGGCAAAGAUACACAACUAUAAUUAUGGUGGUAACUUACAAGAAAACCCAGGUGGCCCUGGCCUCAUGCAUGGACAGACCUGGACUUCUCCUGCCCAAGGACCUGGAUAUUCACAGGCAUACCGGGGACAUAUUAGCACAUCAGCUGGCAGAGGUCGAGGUAGAGGGUUACCAUACUGAGUAUCUGUUUUUCCUCAGGCACAUCAUUUUUAUCUGGAAAGACUUUUCUAGCUGCAAUUUAAGGCGGCAAUCCAAGAGACUUGAAUAAUAUUAAUUCAACAACAGCUUUAUUUUUAUGUGGAAAGGGUCUUGCAUACAAUAGUUUAAAAAAGACAAAAAAAAGUUUGCUUAAAUUCAUGCUGUUCUAAAAACUAGAUCUAUUGAUUGUACAUCUUCACAAAUUCUAGUUAACAAUUUUAUUUUGUAUCCUUGCAGUUUUAAGUGGAUGCUAAUCUUAGGGACAUAAAAGUCUUUUUAUGACCCUCUUGCAGAUAUUCUGAACUAUGCACAUUUGUGCUUUUUUUGUAAGUUUGGACCAACUUUUAUGUAACAACCAACCAACCCCUUCCUCCUUCCUUCCAGUUUUACAGCAAUCAGAAAGGGCACUGAUUUAUUUGGUAUUUUUCUUUUUACAGAGCUACCUUUAGUCAAAGGUCACUGUCAGUCUUUGCACCUGCUUUCAGUGUUAUUGUGAAAGGUGUACUUUGUGCUCAUUUCAGAAAAUAAAACACAACCUUUCUCUUGA
Messenger RNA from Sorex araneus (European shrew), 5011 nucleotides. It is a transcript of the gene CDK13, whose product is annotated as cyclin dependent kinase 13. The coding region runs from base 118 to 4446 and encodes 1442 amino acids. The transcript is spliced from 14 exons. The record is from RefSeq and is a predicted model, not a curated record. Lineage: Eukaryota; Metazoa; Chordata; Mammalia; Eulipotyphla; Soricidae. Gene Ontology annotation, biological process: positive regulation of transcription elongation by RNA polymerase II; protein phosphorylation; transcription elongation by RNA polymerase II. Gene Ontology annotation, molecular function: cyclin binding; ATP binding; cyclin-dependent protein serine/threonine kinase activity. Gene Ontology annotation, cellular component: nucleus; cyclin/CDK positive transcription elongation factor complex.